UCCAACGGUCGGGACCCGCCCCUCCACCUCCUCGAUACAUCCGAGCACGCCGGAAGCGGUCGAAACUCGAAAGGGACAAAGCAGCGAGCGGCGCCGGGUUCCCCCUCCCUUCCUCGCCCCUGAUCUACGCCGAUCGAAGGCCGGGCGGCGAUGCUUCCUUGCCUGCACCUCUCGGUCCAACACACAGAUUAGAUCAGCGUCGAGGACGUCCGCUGCUGCUCCCUGUGGCUGCGGUUUUGCAGCAUAAGAAAUAUAGCUACACACAGCUCAAUGCUUGUCAGGAUCGAUGGCAGAUAGGGAGCAUCGAACAGUAUUUGUCACAGUGGGGACGACAUGCUUUGAUGCUCUUGUCAUGGCGGUAGAUUCUCCAGAAGUGAAGAAGGCUUUAUUGCAAAAAGGUUAUAGUAAUCUUCUUAUUCAGAUGGGCCGAGGAACAUAUGUUCCAUUGAAGGUCUCAGGAGAUGCUACCCUUCAAGUUGAUCAUUUCACAUUUUCACCAAGCAUCGCUGACAAUAUGAGAACAGCUUCCCUAGUUAUCAGCCAUGCAGAUUUAGCACUGGCAGGUUCAGGAAGCAUAUUUGAGACUCUGCGACUCGGCAAACCACUAAUCGUUGUUGUAAAUGAAGAUUUGAUGGACAAUCACCAGAGUGAAUUAGCAGAAGAAUUGGCUGAAAGGAAGCAUCUCUUCUGUGCACGCCCACAAACAUUGGGAGAGACCAUCCGGGCAAUGGACCUAGAGACACUGGUUCCUUAUGAGCCAGGGGAUGCCAAACCAGUCGUCACCCUGAUCAACAGAUUUCUUGGCUUUCCAGUUGAUUGACGAAUCUAUUCGGUUGUUCUUCAAUCCAUGUGGAUUAGAUGGUAUUGCGUCGGUUUAAUUCCAUAGCAAGUCAAAAUACAUCCUAAACCCACUCAAUCCACUCCAAUCCAUAUGGAAUCAUGUCUAAACGAACAAGGUCUACUCCUAGACCUUGUUCGGUUAUUUCAAUUCCAUGUGGAUUGGAGUAUAUUGGAAUGGAUUGUGAUGAAUUUUGAUUUGCUAUAGGUUUAAACCGACUCAAUAACACUCAAUCCACAUGGAUCAACAGUAAAACAAACAAGCCCUUAAUGAGUCUAGUUGAUAUAAAAUGGAUUAACUGACAUGGAAAUAGCAGACCGUUCUCUUUGCAAUUUUCAUCCAUUAAGGCGUUAGCUUUAUUGCAGUGGCCAUAAGUCCUCAACCUAUAAGGAUGUUUAUAUUUUCAUCAAAUUAUUUAAGGAGUCAAUUCUUCUGGUGGUAUGCUUUUGUUCGUUGACAUGUGAAGACGGUUUAAUCUCAACAUGUACUAUUGGUUCUGUUUUCUUUGAAACAGCUCAUGGAGGUAUGGUAUCCAUGUGUUUGUAGGAGUAAAAAUGCAUGAAUGUAUGCGAGUGUUUUAAGUAGACUAUCUAUAAAUUCCUAACAUUUUAAGACAGCAGAACAGUCAGUUUGGUUCCUUA
Messenger RNA from Zea mays, 1479 nucleotides. RefSeq lists its product as uncharacterized. The transcript has 5 exons. Gene Ontology annotation, biological process: dolichol-linked oligosaccharide biosynthetic process. NCBI's taxonomy places the organism in Eukaryota, Viridiplantae, Streptophyta, Magnoliopsida, Poales, Poaceae. Bases 287 to 820 code for a protein of 177 amino acids. Gene Ontology annotation, cellular component: UDP-N-acetylglucosamine transferase complex. Gene Ontology annotation, molecular function: hexosyltransferase activity. The record is from RefSeq and is a predicted model, not a curated record.